GUUAGUGGAUGACCGGUGUGUGGUUCAGCCAGAGGCAGGUGACCUUGCUAAUCCUCCAAAGAAGUUCAGAGACUGCCUUUUCAAGGUGUGUCCUAUGAACCGAUAUUCAGCCCAGAAGCAGUACUGGAAAGCCAAGCAAGCCAAACAAGGAAACCAUACAGAAGCAGCGCUGCUGAAGAAACUUCAACAUGCAGCAGAACUGGAACAAAAGCAGAACGAAAGCGAGAACAGGAAGCUGUUGGGCGAAAUUGUAAAAUACAGCAAUGUCAUACAGCUGCUGCACAUAAAAAGUAACAAGUACCUCACAGUCAAUAAGAGAUUGCCAGCUCUGCUGGAGAAGAAUGCAAUGCGGGUAUCUCUGGAUGCUGCAGGGAACGAGGGAUCCUGGUUUUAUAUCCAGCCGUUCUGGAAACUAAGGAGUGAAGGUGACAAUGUUGUCGUGGGAGAUAAAGUUGUUCUCAUGCCAGUCAAUGCAGGGCAGCCUCUACAUGCCAGCAACAUUGAGCUUCUAGAUAAUCCUGGCUGCAAAGAGGUAAAUGCUGUCAACUGUAACACAAGCUGGAAAAUAACUUUGUUCAUGAAAUUCAGUAGUUACCGAGAUGAUGUACUGAAAGGAGGAGAUGUUGUUAGGCUGUUUCAUGCAGAGCAAGAGAAGUUUCUGACCUGUGACGAAUAUGAGAAGAAACAACAUAUUUUCCUUCGUACUACAUUACGUCAGUCAGCCACUUCUGCAACAAGUUCUAAGGCACUGUGGGAAAUAGAGGUUGUUCAUCAUGACCCUUGCCGGGGAGGGGCAGGACAGUGGAAUAGCUUGUUUAGAUUUAAGCAUUUGGCAACUGGAAACUACUUAGCUGCAGAGGUAAAUCCAGAUUUCAAGACAAAUUGAGGUCCAAGAUCCUCCCUAGACGGCGACCUUCCUGCUUCAAAGAAGAAACGCCAAGCAGGGGAGAAGAUUAUGUAUACUUUGGUCUCUGUGCCACAUGGAAAUGACAUCGCAUCUCUCUUUGAACUGGAUGCCACCACUCUUCAGAGAGCUGAUUGCCUGGUUCCAAGGAACUCAUAUGUCCGACUGAGACAUUUAUGCACUAACACUUGGGUCACUAGUACCAGCAUUCCAAUAGAUACCGAUGAAGAGAGGCCUGUGAUGUUAAAGAUUGGAACAUGCCAAACAAAAGAGGACAAGGAAGCUUUUGCCAUUGUAUCAGUUCCUCUGUCUGAGGUCAGAGACCUGGACUUUGCCAAUGAUGCAAACAAGGUUCUGGCAUCAACUGUUAAAAAGCUGGAGGAUGGAACAAUAACUCAGAAUGAAAGGAGGUUUGUAACCAAGUUACUGGAAGAUCUUAUUUUCUUUGUUGCUGAUGCGCCUAAUAAUGGGCAGGAAGUUUUGGAUGUGGUCAUUACCAAGCCAAACCGGGAACGACAAAAAUUGAUGAGGGAACAAAAUAUAUUGGCUCAGAUAUUUGGCAUCCUCAAAGCUCCUUUUAAGGACAAAGGUGAAGGAUCGAUGCUGAGACUUGAAGACCUUGGUGACCAGAGAUAUGCCCCAUACAAAUACAUGUUAAGAUUGUGUUACAGAGUUCUCAGACAUUCCCAGCAGGACUAUAGGAAAAACCAGGAGUAUAUUGCUAAGAACUUCUGCGUCAUGCAGUCCCAGAUUGGUUAUGAUAUUCUGGCAGAAGACACCAUCACAGCUUUGUUGCACAACAACAGAAAACUGCUAGAGAAACACAUCACGGCUAAAGAAAUAGAGACAUUUGUUAAUUUACUCAGGAGAAAUCGAGAGCCAAGAUUCUUGGAUUAUCUAUCGGACCUGUGUGUAUCUAACACUACAGCAAUACCAGUAACUCAGGAACUCAUCUGCAAAUUUAUGCUGAGCCCAGGGAAUGCUGACAUUCUCAUUCAGACCAAGCUGGUUUCGACACAAAUGGACAAUCCCUUGGAAUGCCCAGUCAUCUCAGAUGACAUUGAUGAAGAGGAAGUGUGGCUGUACUGGAUUGACAGUAACAAGGAGCCUCAUGGCAAAGCCAUCAGGCAUCUGGCUCAGGAGGCGAAGGAGGGUACAAAAGCUGAUUUAGAAGUUCUUACCUACUACAGGUACCAACUGAACCUCUUUGCAAGAAUGUGCCUGGACCGCCAGUAUCUUGCCAUCAACCAGAUUUCUGCACAGCUGUCGGUGGACUUAAUCCUACGAUGUAUGUCUGACGAAAGCCUCCCAUAUGACCUCCGGGCUUCUUUUUGUCGGCUGAUGUUACACAUGCAUGUGGACAGAGAUCCUCAGGAAUCUGUGGUACCUGUCAGAUAUGCCAGAUUGUGGACUGAAAUUCCUACUAAGAUCACAAUUCAUGAGUAUGAUUCUUUCACAGACUCUUCAAGAAAUGAAAUGAAGAGGAAGUUUGCACUAACAAUGGAAUUUGUAGAAGAGUACUUGAAAGAAGUUGUAAAUCAACCCUUUCCUUUUGGAGACAAAGAGAAAAAUAAACUUACAUUUGAGGUGGUACAUCUGGCUCGAAACCUCAUAUACUUUGGCUUUUACAGUUUCAGUGAGCUUCUUAGACUGACACGGACACUGCUGGCAAUUUUAGAUAUUGUUCAAGUCCCUAUAUCAUCAUACUUCGAAAGGUUGAGCAAGUUUCAGGAUGGAG
Messenger RNA from Apaloderma vittatum (bar-tailed trogon), 2642 nucleotides. Its product is annotated as inositol 1,4,5-trisphosphate receptor type 2-like. Gene Ontology annotation, biological process: calcium ion transmembrane transport. The annotation marks the transcript as partial. Gene Ontology annotation, molecular function: inositol 1,4,5 trisphosphate binding; inositol 1,4,5-trisphosphate-gated calcium channel activity. Gene Ontology annotation, cellular component: endoplasmic reticulum; membrane. Lineage: Eukaryota; Metazoa; Chordata; Aves; Trogoniformes; Trogonidae. The record is from RefSeq and is a predicted model, not a curated record. The transcript is spliced from 20 exons.